AUGGAAAUUGAAGCAAGACAAGGGGUGGUAGCAAAAAAGCUAUGGAAAAUGGUACGUGUAUCAUUGUUCAUGAUAACAAAAGGCAUAGCCAAGACCAAAACAAUGAUACAUGGAAAACUUGCUGGAAAAGGCUUCAUCAACACUCUCAUGAUGAAUCACCAAUUAUAUUAUUCCUCUUUCACGUGUCGCGACAACGAUAACUCCUUCAUAUCUCCCUGCGAAUACGAAUUCAGCUGCAGCAACACUCCUGUCAACCCUCUCUACCAGUCUAGCCGCCGCCUCUCCAAGCCGCGCCAGCGAUACAAAGAUGUUUUCAUCAUGAACACCAUAGCUGUGAGAAAUUCUUGUUUGGAUACAUUGCCUGUUGCGAGAGAACUAAGAGUUACUGAUUCGCCUUUUGCGCUCAAAGAUGAAGGAGAUAGUUAUCAGGUGGACAUGGCAGCUGAUGAAGGAGAUAGUUAUCAGGUGGACAUGGCAGCUGAAGAAUUCAUUAACAACUUCUAUAAACAACUCAAUAGACAAAACAGAUCAAUAGCUACUCACUGA
This is a messenger RNA of Lathyrus sativus (Indian pea), 546 nucleotides long. Lineage: Eukaryota; Viridiplantae; Streptophyta; Magnoliopsida; Fabales; Fabaceae. The record is from the annotation of a GenBank genome assembly.